Molecule: messenger RNA, 2836 nt
Organism: Polyodon spathula (Mississippi paddlefish)
Lineage: Eukaryota; Metazoa; Chordata; Actinopteri; Acipenseriformes; Polyodontidae
Product: protein FAM71F2-like
Exons: 7
Coding region: 1862-2836 (324 amino acids)
Cellular component (GO): nucleus
Source: RefSeq, a predicted model, not a curated record
CUUAUUUGAAGCGUAAAGCAAGUUACAGGAAAGAAGAAAUCCAGCGAGAUAGUAUAUUACUGUAGUUACAUUUUAAAUCGUCAAACCAAAGUGAUUCUUCAGUUGAGCACAGGAACAAGUUGUGCUCAUCUACUUCUUACCAGGUUAAACGUGUCCCUGGUUGAAUAUUUAUUACAAAAACACUACGUGAAAGAAACACUCUCCCUUGGACUCGCAGUUAAACAUUAUCGCCAAAAAUGAACGGAGUCCUGAAAAUCUAUGUGUUCGGAACCAUAGUGUCACUGGCAGCUGCAUUCGUCGGACUGGUGGAUUCCUUAGGCAGUUUGAUGCCUGUUCAGAAACUUGAAGUCCAGGAGUGUGAAUAUGCAUGGACUGGAUACCAGCACUGUCCCUGCACAGCAACUCUGCUGCAACAGGGGUCCCUCAGAACCAAAGCUGUGGGGUCAUAACAACUACAGUGAUAUUUGUAACCUUAACAGCGUGCGGUUUACAUUUUUUUAUUAUUAUUUGUUUGUUGAGUAUCUGAUAGAAAAGAUAAGAAAUCAUUAUUGGUACACAUUUCUGCACUAUUUUAUGUGAACAAAAAAGAAACAAGACUGGUAAGGUGAAAAAUGUUAUUUGAAAAACUCUUGUUGUGUUUUGAUUUUAAAAUGUACUUUUGUUGUUACAGUGAACGCUAAAGAGAAAAAUCCACUAAACCGUAGACAUUCCUUAAUUCUUAAUGUCAGCUGUAUGAAACUAACAUCUGCUUGUCUGAGCUAGUUGAAAGGGUAUGUCUUGGGAACCGACUGGCGCUAGCUCAUAUACUUUAAGAUGAAACUUUGCAUGCACAUUUAUUACGACUGUAUUGAGUACCUUGGUUGCCUGUUUCAUGGUUAUGGAUUUAGGGCACGGUGACCACUUUUUCAAUGUUUUUAAAUUUAGAUCCUUACAUACCUUUCCUUGUACAUGUAUCACAAUACCAGGACAAUAUUAUGCUUUCUGUCGGUAGUUGAAAUGUAUGGAGUCUCUAUGUGGAAAUAGGAUUGUGUUGUGUUGAACUGUAUUAAAAAGACAGUUAAUUUAAGCCACUGUUAAUGUGUUUAUUUAAUGUGCUGUUACUUUUCAAAAAUAUUAAAUUUUUGUUAAUUUCUUUUUUAUUGUGUGACAUCUAAGAAACAUCUUAUCAAUUUCAUUAUUGCAACAUUAAAAUCGAUUUUUAACUUCCUACCCUUGUAAUCAAUAAUGGAGUAAAUAAUUUAAUAAAAACAUGUUAAAAGCAUUUCAGUAGUAGCAGAUUCUAAUAAUGAAAAAGUUAUUGUAGUUGUUACAGUCUUAACUUUAAUGACAUCCUUCUACGGACAUCUAGUGGUAAGAUGUUGUAAUGCAUUAUAAAGUUGGAAAGUACUCUGCACAUUAGAGUACUGUAUAUUACCUUGAAGAAAAGCUGUUUCCUACGUUUCAAAAACAGGAAAAUGAAAAGUUUUUUUUUUUUUCUUUUUUUGUUACUUAGUCAAUAGUGCCACUAGGUCACAAUGCAUUUAGCAUGGUGUAUAUGUUACAGUGUAUUUAAUGUUGCCGAACUGUUAACUGUAAACUAAAAGUGUUUAACAUUUGCAAUCAUAUGCUUAGGUAAACCAUGUAGGGAAAUGAUGUCAUCUGUUAUUAUGACACAGCUCCUUUGUAGUUUUAAAUUAAUAUAUACUUUUUAUCAGUUGUAAUGGACAUAACUAAAUAGAGGCUGGCUCCUCACACUUUUUAAAUAACACUUUUACCUCACUGAAGGUCAGUUUCCAGGAAUACAUUAAUUGCUUUGUUUUAGUUGAACAGUGGGCUAAAUACAUCUUGCAACAGGAUGGCAUAAAGCUGUAUUCUGUUUUCUAUGGCGGGACGUAAGUUAAGUUCAGAUGUCUCCACUUGGGAACUGGACGAGACAGUCCAGUCAACUGAAAACGGACCGUUGGCUAAACUUCUGAGAUCUACGGAGUACAACCUCUUUCCGCUGUCAGCAGUGUUUGAAAGUGAUUUCAUACAAGUGACAAAGAAUGGAAACAAUGUAGAUCUGCACAACAUCCCCAUAACCCUGACACUUGGUGUAACAUCUACUGUGCCAUCACUGCCUCUCCCAAACAUACUGCUGAUUGCAAGGAUAGAGGUUCCAGAACCUGAUAAUGCAACACCCUACACAGAACUCUCCAGAAUAGUUCCGCUCAAGUUUGUAAAAUUAACAGUCUGCGAGAAACAAAAACACCUGCUUAAACUGCGAAUGGCCAAUGGGAAAUCUUACUACCUGUUGCUGGACAGUAAUCAUCCAGAUAUUGUCUUCCUGAAGUGGACACGUCUAAUUCACAUCCUUCGCUGUGGACUCUCCAUCACUUUUAAAGACCCAUCUGUUCAUAUGCCUCGGACAAACUUUUGUGAUUCGUACAGCUCCUCAUCUAUUACAUCACUGGAGGACUGUGAAACACAGAGAGAACAUCAGAAAGAAAGUGAACAAGGAAAAAAAGAGAACCCUAGUCGAGGUCAAUACCAGUCACCCUUUCAGAAAUGCAUGCCAUUCCAAAGAAAGCCAUCCCUGCAAGCAACAGAUGUCAAUGAAAAGAAGAGGAUCCCUUGUGAAACGGGCUACCAAAGAGAAAAGGAGCAAACAUUGAGCUUUUGUUACUGCAACAAGUGUGAUUACUGUCUUCACAAGCAUCUGACAAAGAGUGAUUUAGAAGACACUAAAGAGCAAUCAGAAGAUAUUUCGUAUGAAGAGAUGGAUUAUGGACUCUGGGAACAAGACGCACCAGCACUAAUGCCACUUUCCCGUCUCAGUGGCCUCAUUGCCACAGGGCGGGGGUUUAAGACAUUGUAG